Messenger RNA from Frieseomelitta varia, 949 nucleotides. RefSeq names its product trypsin-1-like. The transcript is spliced from 5 exons. Bases 95 to 850 code for a protein of 251 amino acids. Gene Ontology annotation, biological process: proteolysis. The record is from RefSeq and is a predicted model, not a curated record. Lineage: Eukaryota; Metazoa; Arthropoda; Insecta; Hymenoptera; Apidae. Gene Ontology annotation, molecular function: serine-type endopeptidase activity.
AUUGUUGUCAGAUAAGGAUUUUCUGCUGAAUCAGAGUAGCAAGUUUCCUGUAUAAAAGCUCGUUCUCCACGCGCAAUCUUCAUACCAACGCAAGAUGUUCCGAACCGUUCUACUUGCAGUCCUCGUGGUCGAGAGCCUCGGCUCUGCACUGAGAGAGAAUCCCCUGCUACCGGACUCCCAAAUCGUCGGAGGAAGCCAGGUCGACAUAAGGGAGCAUCCGCAUCAACUGAGUUUGCAAACAAGCUCGCACAUCUGCGGUGGUUCAAUCAUUAGCAGCAAAUGGGCCGUCACUGCAGCACAUUGCGUGGGAUCGUCCGCGAGCUCGUACAGAAUACUAGUUGGCAGCAGUAACAAAGACCAGGGCACUUCUUACCGUUUGAAACGGGUCAUUCGUCACCCUAGUUACAAUUCGCGAACCAUCGACUUCGACGUCGCCCUUCUGGAGAUUGAUGGUACAAUCAGCUUAGGCCCGAACGUGCAAGCUAUAAGCCUGGCAAGCAAGGAACUUUCAGCUAACACGUUGGUGAACGUGACUGGUUGGGGUGCGCUCACGGAAGGUGGAUCGGUGUCCCGGAAUUUGAUGAGAGUAUCGGUGCCAAUCGUGAGCAAAUCAACGUGCGCACAAGCUUAUCAGUCAAUGAACGCCAUCACCGACAGAAUGAUAUGCGCCGGUUACACCGCUGGUGGAAAGGAUUCCUGCCAAGGUGACUCUGGUGGACCCUUGACAUCGUCUGGAGUCCUCUAUGGUAUCGUGUCCUGGGGCCGUGGUUGCGCCCAACCGAGAUACCCCGGCGUUUACACGAACGUCGCUAAUCUACGAUCCUGGAUCAAGGCUAACAGCGGAGUUUAAGAAAGAAAUAUCUAAUUUUAACUUGUAAUUCAAACAGUACUAGUAGUGUAGUAGCAUUGUAUCUUUGAUUCUUAUGUAAAAGUCGCUUCUAAUAUUUUU